GCAGAGGAGACCCCUGGGGCCGGCGCAGCGAGCGCCCGCCAGUUGCAGCUGCUCACAUCCCUUCAACACCUCCGAGUGGUCUAUGAGGGUCGGGACGGAAGUCCUCCGAUUGCCAUCCUUGCCAGGCACGACUUGGGCCCGUGUUCCAGUGAGGUGGAGCAGGCUCUCGGCAAAGUGGCUGUGAAGGCCGGAGGACUCUCGCCAUUCUCGGCAUGGAGCAGGGAGCUGCCGGACACGGCGCUGAAUUUCGCAUGUCAGCUGGCCCCUUCCGCGGCUCCCUCACCCUCGGCAAGACGUGCGGCAGCGCGGCUGCCUGGUGCAGCGGCCCUCGCCCAGGCGUUGCGGACUAACGACCCCUUUGCCAACGUGUGCGUUGCUUUCGUCAGCUCUUUCCACCUGGACCUCAAUCCGAUUUGGCUGCGUUUCGCGCUGCAGCUGGCACAGCGACUUGCUUCGCCAGCGAGCCCGGCGAAAUCCGCCUCCGCCACCCCGGAGGCACGACCUGCGCCUUCGGAGCUGCCCCCGUCCUUGGCCCUGUGCGCGGCGCAGGUGGUGGUGUUGCCCUCGACGGUUUGGCUCACAGCUUCCAGCGGAGAUCCUGUGGCUUGCCUCACGCUGCCCGUGCUCAUUGCAGCGGACCCCUUGAUGCAGGCGGAUGGCCUGCGACUCGCCGUUUUUUCUGGCCGCGGCGCCGCGGCUUUGCCUUCCGCCCAGCCGGCCUCGUUCCUGCAGCCCAUGUGCGAGCACACGGCAGCAGAGGUUCGACGAUGCCUAGCGCAGGCCUCGUCGGCACCGUUCAAGGCAGCAGAGCAGUGGCUGCCGCGCUCCGGCGAGGAGCCCGACAUUUGCAUCGCCCUCGCCCGUGCGUCCACGCAGUUUCAGCGCACCGAGACGCUGCGGUCUUCUACCGGCGAACGACUGCUUGUCAGUCUUGAUGUCAACUCUACCGUUUCACCCGUGCAGAUCAUGUUCCAAGCUCAUCAGCUAAAAUCGCUGAUGCAGUGGGCUGCAGAGCUGGAGAGCGAGCCGCUUCCGGCCGAAAUCACCUCGGAGGAGGUUUCCGCGCUGCGUCUUUGCUUCGUCUUGCGUACCACCGUGGCUCUGAAAGCUUCCUUCAGCGUCGAGGCGGGGCUUCGAUUGUCAGACACAGAGGCCACCGCCGUUCUUUCUCUUUCCCUUUUCGAGCAACAGCUGCAGGAGGCUGGCGGCGAGCCAGCCAGCCCUGCUCGCUGCGUCAUUGAGGACCUCCUGGCCCCUUGCACUGUGAGGUUAUGCCCGACCAAGACGGAGGGGGACGCCACCUUGCCCGGCAGGCAGAUCAGCAUCGAGGCCGUGGCCUUGGACCUGGGGCAACGGGCAGAGCUUUGUUUGCUGAUUUUCUCGCUGGAGGAGCUGCUGUCCGCUUUGCCUUCCUCGCCUCCGACGGCUCCGCCGGCACCCGAGCCGUCGCCAGCGGCGCCAGCGGAGCGGUCGGCAAGUGGAGAGCCGACCGAGGAGACCAUCGUUUUUCUGAAUUCCGUGACGCUGAAAAUCCCUGGUCCCGAAGAGGAGGAGCCUAGCGUCGUUUCUGCCAGCGGCCUCCACGCCACCCUCCAGACUCUAAGCACAGGCCGACAGCGCCAGCGCCUGGCUUGCGCACGCCUGGGGGUUUCCAUCCUGGACCGGCAUCAGGUGGAGGCAGCUGACCUCCGCGUCACCAGCGGGGAUGCAGACACUGAGGUAACCGUCCACGAGGGCCUGAAAGCGCAUCUGGUGACGGGUCGCCUCUUUGGCGACCUGGAUGUACUUUGGCCGAGUGCGCGGGAGGUGUCUCCAGGUAAGGUCAAGGCGAAGCAGCAACCAGAAGAUGUGGCCCAAGUGGGAGAGGCCUCGACCCCGUCAGAAAGCCCUGGUACCACUUUCCGGCUUCUCGUGACGGUGUUUGAGCUUCGACUAUGUCCUUCCGUGCGGCAGACGCAGAGGAGACUAACUUUGAGGGGAUCUGGGGCCUCCCUCGUGUCGAAGCCAAAGGAGCUUCUCCAUUGCCCUCCGGGGCUCCCUGCGACCUCUUCACAGCGCUUGGAGGUGGCGGUGGAGGCUUUGGCUGUAGAUGCCCAGCGCGACGAGACGCUGGCACCGCUGUUGUCACCGCUUUCGCUGGACCUCUCCGUGGUGACAACCUCGCCGCUUCCUUGCCGCAGCCUGGCCGUGGAUGCUGUGCCGCAGACGGCGCUGUCUCUGAACUGUUCGGCCAUGCGCUGGUCUGCGGGCGCUUGGCAGUUGGGACUCCUCAUCGAUGUCGCCAGCUUCCGUGAUCCGGACAAGCAGCCGCCAAAGGAGGAAGCCCCAGCAACUGAGCCGCCGCAUCAAAGCCAAGCGGAGACACAUCAGAGGCCACAAGCUGAAAUGCAGCGGCUGUGGCUGGACCUCUGGCUGCAAGGUGACGAUGCAGCAGAGACGCCGGCAGACACUUCCCCACCGGAGCCGGGUGUACAAGGUCCCAUGCGCCUGCUUGUGAGAAGGACUCCUUCGCCGGAAGAGGAUGCUUCCAGCUGGAAGGCCCUCCAGCUGCCAUCCGACGAGAAGGCCAUUUGCCUCGAACUUGGCUUGGCCUUGGCCGGCAGCGUCCGCGACGUGCUGGUGCCAACGGUUGCAAACAACGAGUUCCAGGUGUCCGGCUUCGACGCGGCCAUGGGCCGCUGGGUGGCCGUGAGCGGUGCAGAUGCCCUCGGCUUCCCGCGCAAGCCCGCGGCCGCGGCACUCCUGACGCCCGCUUCAUGCGGCGGCACACCCGACAAGGCCCCCUCCAUGGAGCUCGAGUUGCUCUGGCAAGAGCUCGCGAAGAGCAACAAGAAGGAGCGAGAAGCCCAGGCUGUCCUUAUGCAGCAGCGUAUGUCGGACUUGCGAGAAAUGAAGGCCAUGGCAGCGGGGAGAAGGGCGGACCUAGUUGCCCAAGCUGCGUCGAUGAGUUCUUCUGUGGAUGCAAGCAACCGGGAGGAGAGCGAGAGACAGUGGAUGGCAGUCCACGAUCCUUUGGAGAAGCUCCAGAGGGACUGGCAUGCUGCAGUGGUUCCGAAUGUGCCGAAGAGUCCUCCCCAGGUUCCUGCAGACGACGAGUCGUGGGGAAAAUGGCGGCCCGGGUACCGAUCCUGCUACAUCAACGCACGCCAACAGCCACAACCCCGUUUACAUCGCAACGGGCUGAGUUUCCAAGCCCGGGUACUCAGCCCCAAAGACGAGGACCUCAACCCUUCAAUCAAGCGGGAGCCGGAAAGGCUGCUGGUGGAGCUGGAGGUGCUGGCCGCUUCCUGCGCACCUUCUUCAUCCGAGUUCACCGUCGCUGUCUCCAUACCUCGGCUGACCUGGUCUGCAGCUCCCUCAGACUUGUUCGUGUCCGUCCCUGUUGAGGGCGAUCAACCAGCUGCCAUGGUGAAUGCGGAGGAGGCUGAGGAGCAGGCUCCGGCCAGCAGCGACUCGGUGAGCUCCCGCCUUCCGCCCCAGCUCAAUCGACUUCCAGCUGAUAAGUUGGUGAAGGUGCAUGAGGCUCUUGGCACCCUGAAGGAAGCCGGUCUUACCGAUGUCAAGGACUUGGCGGCGCUGUCGGAAUGCGUAAAGGCCAAUACCAGCAGUGCAGGCAAUGCGCGAAUGCCUUCCGAGGACCUGACGAGCGAGUACAUGGGAGCCAACCUCUGGGCUUGGACUCCCAAAAGAUGGUUCGAGAGCAUCCAGGCUCAAGGCGCCCCAGCCGGAGCCAAGAGUGAGGAGGCCGGCAAUGGCAACGAGGCGUCCGAGGAUCAGUUGCCACCCAUUCCGGCGAACUUGCAGGAGAGGUUUGACCGACAUUUGGCCAAGAUGACUCAGCGGAAGGAGGCGUCGGCGGAUUCGAUCGAAGAAGCGACGGCCCAAUUCAACGAAUGGUUUUCGCGCAUGAUGCAGAACGACGCGGAGAUCCGUUCACUGGCCACCAUGGAUCGCGAAAGCAUGCCGAUCCAGAAGGGAGAUGGCGCGGGAGUGUGGUUCGACCCCAUCAAGACAGCACCUGCCGGUCGCAAAGUCCUCGGCAAGGUCAACUUGCAGUCCAAAGACAUUGGCUGGAUCGGCGGCAAGUUCACGGGCGACAAUAAGCCAGCAAAGGCGAACGUCGCUCCUUCUGUGAUUUCUCUCCACCUCGGCGCUGAGGGUGGGGACAGCGGUGCUGCCUGCUGGAAGAGGCUGAUGGAGGAACAUUGCUUGGACGGGAAUGGCCGGCUCGGAGGGGACAACACCCAAAGCUGCAGCUACCAGCGGGAGCGCCUCGAUACCCCCGCGGAGUGCAGGGACGCAGCAGCGGUUCUCGGUCUUACCUAUGGCUACACCGGCUCCUACAGCAGAUGGCCACGAUACUGCUUCACCUACCGUGACCUAGUCUACUUCAACGAGGACGCGGUCAACUCCGCCGGUCGACACGAUGCCCGUUUGGUCUGCAAGCGCGUGGAGCCCACAACAACCACCACCACGACCACCAUCCUUUACGACAACGUGGUGAGCUACGUGAUCGGUGCCCCAGGCUUCGAUUGUGCGGAAGGUCAUGUGGUCGCCACGCACGGGGAGUGCGCAAGCAGUGAACUGAUCACCCAGACUGGGAUCCAUUUCUCAAACUGGGCUUCCACAAACCAAAUGCAGUUCGGCUGCUUGUACUCCAGUACCCUGCAUGCUCUGUUCUUCAACUACUUCGAGGGCGGCAGCGUCGACUACGACUACUCUCCGGUUUGCAAGACCGAGACGAACCCAAUCGUUCGCCACUUCGACAUGGGCGACUUCGACACCAACUCUUGUCGCCACGGGCAGCCCAUUGAUGAUUCAGAGCUUUGCCGAGAGUCUGCUGCGUCUUUUGGCGAGGUAUUCUCCACAAGCGGAAGCUAUUCUGGCUACCCCAUGGGCUGCUUCAAGUUUCUGAAUGGACAUUUCUACGGCAGCAGCACCCCGUUCUUCGCGGAGAGCACUGCGGGAAGGUAUGUUCCAAGAGCGAUUGUGGCGGGCUACGAUGCGGACAGGCUGAACUCUCUCGCAGCGACCGGGCAAUUUGCGCCAACCUCCGUGCUAGUUGGUGGCAACGUGGGUUCCGAGUUCGCGAGUGGUGAGGAUGACAACGGCUAUAGGGAGGAGAUCAUGGAAGGCAUCCGCCAGCAGAUGGAGAAAGCUGACUUCGUCGAGGGAUUUCUGCUGACAAACGGUUCGGGCGAAGGUUUGGCCACGAGCGGAAUGGCCAGCAAGCUUUUAGCAGACCUCAGCUGCUCGUAUGGGAAGCAAGCAAAGAUGACCUUCACGUGCACACCCGAUCUGCAGGGGGAGAAGAUGCCUCUCGUGAGCUCGGCGCUGCUUUGCCCAUCGCUUCUGGAGUUUACGGAACUCGUCAACUUCUACGACCUUGCCGCGCUGCAUGCGGCCAUGAAGCCAUCUGAACAGCCCUUGGGUGUGCUGGCCCGAGUCUUCAGUGGCAUGACGGGCCCGAUGCGCUUUGGGAGGUCAGUCUCAGCUUACCAGGGCUCUCGCCUGGCCUCUUUGAACGCCAUCCAGGUCAACCUCGUCUGCUACCCUCGAAUACACUUUGCUCUGCCGGGUAUUGCCUGUGGCAGCAGCGAGGAUGGUGGCUAUGGCGCUGCAGCAAAGGCACUGACGGCUCCUCUGUGCAGUGUCGAGCAGCGCAAGAGCAUCGCUUUCGCCCUGAUGGGCCGCGGUGCCGAGCAGUCCUGCCUGAUUUCCCGGGCAGCUGCAUACAAGCUGAGCAAGGAGUGCGACUUCGUCGACUAUUGCCCAACAGGGUUUGCCAUCAGCACCUUCAAGGACGAGAAGAGCACGGAGGCCGAAAUCACGGCCCUUCACAACACCACGGCCGUGGGCCAGGUCUUUCAGAAGAUGCUUCAUGACGGCUUAGAUGGCUACAAGUCACCAGACUACAAUGCAGAGAGCAUGGUCCAUGAGACACGCGAGAACCUGGCUGCGCUGAUGUCGGAUUACGAUGAGAUCGCUGAGGUCUACAAGCCUCCGGAGUACGAGGACGACGAGGAGUUUGAGGAGUAG
Molecule: messenger RNA, 6039 nt
Organism: Symbiodinium sp. CCMP2592
Lineage: Eukaryota; Dinophyceae; Suessiales; Symbiodiniaceae
Source: the annotation of a GenBank genome assembly